AUGUCAGUGUUUGCGGCAGAACGUGCAGUUGCUAUUAAUGCAGUUUUACAAGCCAGUAAGGUUUGCCAAAAAGUAUUCAAACAACUUGUUAAUAACGAGACCAUAACUAAAAAAGACAAGAGCCCAGUAACAGUUGCUGACUUUAGUGCACAAGCUGUAGUGAAUACAAUUUUAUAUCAUUCUUUUCCGAAUGAUCCAAUUAUCGGAGAAGAAGAUACUAAGGAUUUACGCGUUGAAUCAGGAAAGGAAUUAAGAGCAAAAAUUCACUCUUUAACUAAUUCUAUAUUAGAUGAUCCAUUAGAUGAAACAACGUUAUUGGAUGCUAUUGAUCGAGGAUCUUAUCCUGGUGGUUCACAAGGAAGAAUGUGGACACUUGAUCCAAUCGACGGCACAAAAGGAUUUUUACGUGGCGAACAAUUUGCAGUUUGUUUAGCAUUACUUGUAGAUGGUAAAAUUCAAUUAGGUGUUAUGGGAUGCCCUAAUUUACCAGUAGAUUCUAAAGUUCCAGAGGGAGAAAAAGGGUGUUUAUUUAUUGCGGAAAAAGGUCAAGGAGCUUUUCAGAGGAAAUUUUCUUCAACGGAAGAAACGAAAAUCCAAAUGGCCAAUAUUUCUUCGAUACUAGAAGCAUCAUUUUGCGAAUCGGUUGAAGCAGCACAUUCAUCUCAUGGGGAUGCUGCAAAAAUAGCUUCACUACUUGGUAUUACUAAACCACCUAUUCGUAUGGAUAGUCAAUGCAAAUAUUGUUCAGUGGCUAGAGGUGAUGCUGAUAUUUAUUUACGUUUACCGACUCGAGAUGAUUACGAAGAGAAUAUAUGGGAUCAUGCGUCCGGAGCUCUCCUAGUUCAAGAAGCUGGUGGUAUAGUUUCAGACAUUUAUUCAAAACCAUUAGAUUUUUCUUUAGGAAGAACUUUAAAGUCUAACAAAGGUGUUGUAGUUAGUCAUUCUAAAAUAUAUUCUCAAGUUAUUGAAGUUGUACAACAAGUGCUUUUGAAAAAAUAA
Molecule: messenger RNA, 999 nt
Organism: Funneliformis caledonium
Lineage: Eukaryota; Fungi; Glomeromycota; Glomeromycetes; Glomerales; Glomeraceae
Source: the annotation of a GenBank genome assembly